GAACUAAAUGAAACACCCUGUUUGUCCAUGCAUGAACAUAACAAGCCCGAAUGUUUAUUAAACCAAAAUGAUCACAGAUUCACUGUUAAUAAAGAUAAUCUAACAAAUCCAGACAAUCUUAUAUUACUAAAUAACAGCAGCACAGAAACGAGUAAAACUCUAUUGUCUACAGAAUCGGAAGAAAUAAAUGAUACACCACGUUUGCCAAUGGUUGAACAUAACAGUCUUCCUAAACAAAGUAUUGUUCCUGAAAAUGAUCCUGCCAAUUGGAUAAAAAAUCAAGAAACGAUAGAUUAUUUAUCAAUCAAUGGAUUUAACCAAAAUUUAGAGAACAAUAAUUUCCAAAAGUCAAAAAGAAUUUACACUCAAAUAAUUGGUGGGGUAAGACGUACUCGUUUUCGAUAUAUGUCAAAAAGUAUAUUUAUAUCUACUCUUGUUAAUGGUGAAAAAAUUAACCGAACAUUUUUGAUUUACUCAGAAAGUAAAGGAUCAAUAUUUUGUGCUCCCUGCUAUUUAUUUGGUGGCACUACAUUGUUUGCCACAGUUGGUUUUUCAGAUUGGAAAAAAGGAGAAGAAAAAAUCAAGCGUCAUUAA
This is a messenger RNA of Hydra vulgaris (swiftwater hydra), 594 nucleotides long. RefSeq names its product zinc finger MYM-type protein 5-like. The record is from RefSeq and is a predicted model, not a curated record. Lineage: Eukaryota; Metazoa; Cnidaria; Hydrozoa; Anthoathecata; Hydridae.